UCCUCUUACGGGACAUCCCAGGGUAUAAAAAGAACAAACUCUCCACAGCAGAUACAACUCACCGAGGAGGAGAAACAGUCCUCAGCUCUUCUGAAAACAGCCAACAGAGGCACAUCAGCUGAUGAGGCCAAGCUAAAGGCUCUCUGCUCCCAACAAACUACUAAAGGCUCGUCCACUCCUAGACUUCUUCUCGUCUUUCUCGUCUUUUAUCGACUCGCUCGCCAGACUUCCAGUGCCGCCAUGCCUCCCCAGAGUACCUCCCAGAGCCAGAGCGGUCCCAGGGUCCUGCAGGGCGACCUGAGCGCCCUCAGCCCGGCCGUCAAGGAGUUCGUUGAUGCCAACGUGACUCUGUGCCAGCCCGACUCCAUCCACAUCUGUGACGGCUCCGACGAGGAGAACCGCUCCAUCCUGACCCACCUGGAGGAGCAGGGGAUGAUCAAGAAGCUCAAGAAAUACGAGAACUGCUGGUUGGCCAGGACCGACCCGAGGGACGUGGCUCGUGUGGAGAGUAAGACUGUGAUCGUGACCCGGGACCAGAAGGACACGGUGCCCACGCCGCUGGAUGGCGGAGUCAGCCAGCUGGGCCGCUGGAUGUCCCCGGAAGAGUUCGACAAAGCCAUGGCUGAGAGGUUUCCUGGAUGCAUGAAAGGUCGUACCAUGUAUGUGAUUCCCUUCAGCAUGGGUCCAGUGGGCUCCCCGCUCUCUAAGAUCGGGGUGGAGCUGACAGACUCUCCCUACGUGGUGGCCAGUAUGAGGGUCAUGACCCGUAUGGGGAAAGCCGUGCUGUCCGCUCUGGGGACCGGCGAGUUCGUCCGCUGUCUGCACUCCGUCGGCUGUCCUCUGCCAGUCAAAAAGCCCUUGGUGAACAACUGGCCCUGUAACCCCGAGCAGACGUUAAUCGCCCACAUCCCGGACCGCAGGCAGAUCGUCUCAUUCGGCAGUGGCUACGGAGGAAACUCUCUGCUGGGGAAGAAGUGCUUCGCCCUGCGUAUCGCCUCACGGAUCGCCAAAGAGGAGGGCUGGCUGGCCGAGCACAUGCUGAUCCUGGGCGUCACCAACCCUGCUGGAGAGAAGAAGUACAUGGCGGCGGCCUUCCCCAGCGCCUGCGGGAAGACCAACCUGGCCAUGCUGUCGCCCACGCUGCCCGGCUGGAAGGUCGAGUGUGUGGGAGACGACAUCGCCUGGAUGAAGUUUGACAGCCAAGGCAACCUACGUGCAAUCAACCCUGAGAACGGCUUCUUCGGCGUUGCUCCCGGCACCUCAGCCAAAACCAACCCCAACGCCAUGGAGACCAUCGUCAAGAACACCGUCUUCACCAACGUUGCAGAGACCAGCGAUGGCGGCGUGUACUGGGAGGGGAUGGACCAGACUCUGCCUGAAGGAGUCACCGUCACGUCCUGGAAGAACAAGCCCUGGAGCUCAGAGGACGGUGAACCCAGUGCUCACCCCAACUCUCGCUUCUGCACUCCGGCCGGCCAGUGUCCCAUCAUCGACCCACUGUGGGAAUCCCCCGAGGGAGUCCCCAUCGAGGCCAUCAUCUUCGGAGGGCGCAGGCCAGAAGGUGUCCCUCUGGUCUACGAGGCUUUCAACUGGCAGCACGGAGUGUUUGUCGGAGCAGCCAUGAGGUCAGAGGCCACGGCUGCAGCCGAGCACAGAGGCAAGAUGAUCAUGCACGACCCCUUCGCCAUGCGCCCCUUCUUCGGCUACAACUUCGGCCAGUACCUCUCUCACUGGCUGAGCAUGGCCGACCGCGCCGGCGCCAAACUCCCCAAGAUCUUCCACGUCAACUGGUUCCGCAAGAGCCCCACCGCCGGAUUCCUCUGGCCCGGCUUCGGCGACAACAUCCGCGUGCUGGACUGGAUGUUCAGGCGGCUGAACGGCGAGGCCGGCGCCAUGCCCUCCGCCGUGGGCUACCUGCCCAGCUGUGACUCUCUGAACCUCCAGGGUCUGAAGGGGCACGUGGACCUCAAAGAGCUGUUCUCCCUGGAUCAGGAGUUCUGGCAGAAGGAGGUGGAGGAGGUGAGGAGGUACUUCACCACGCAGGUGAACGACGACCUGCCCAACGAGGUGGCCCGGCAGCUGGAGCUGCUGCAGCAGAGAGUGCAGCAGAUGUGAAGAAAGAAAGGGGGGAAAGUCUGAGAGAACAGGCUGGUAAUUCUAGAACAGCUUGUCUAUAGUUCUAGAACACUAAUUAGGUGAUUCUAGAAUGUCACCAGAAAAUGGAAUCAUUCUAGAAGAGAUUGUCUUUGAUUCUAGAAUGGAAUUGUCUUUGAUUCUAGAAUGGAAUUGUCUUUGAUUCUAGAACGGAAUUGUCUUUGAUUCUAGAAUGGAAUUGUCUUUGAUUCUAGAAUGGAAUGUUGGUAGUUUUACAAUGACAUAUCUUAAAUUCUAGAACAGAAUGUGAAUAGUUCUAGAAUGUUGCGUCACUUUUAUACUGAGAAUCUCUAACUUUUAUAAGUAAUUCCCUUCUUUCGAGGUGGAGCCUUACAAUUUCUGCUAACUGUUUUACUAAUUAUGUAUUUUAUAUGUAAUUAUAUAUGAUUAUAUGAAUUGCAGAUCUGAUCUGAAUAGGAUAUGUUUCCUUACAAUGCUGUGGUAGCACCACUGUGUUCUAAUGUGUUGUCUAUCUGUAUGUCUGAACUUUACUAUUUAAUCGUAACUUAUUAGAAGCGCACAUCAAACUGUAACUGCCACAAGGAUUUGUACGGCAAAGACGGACUAAAUGAGUCCAGGUCUCUUGGAUUGUUUGAAACCCUGAACACGGGGGAAAUGUAUGUUUUCUGUUCCUGUCUUAGUUUUAUGUCUUAAUUUAUUUUUGUACACUGUUGGUAUCUCUUGGUUCUGUUUUUCUGUAACCUCGAGUCCCCAAAGAAGGGAGAA
This is a messenger RNA of Centropristis striata (black sea bass), 2880 nucleotides long. It is a transcript of the gene pck1, whose product is annotated as phosphoenolpyruvate carboxykinase 1 (soluble). The transcript has 10 exons. Gene Ontology annotation, molecular function: phosphoenolpyruvate carboxykinase (GTP) activity; manganese ion binding; GTP binding. Gene Ontology annotation, biological process: cellular response to dexamethasone stimulus; cellular response to glucose stimulus; propionate catabolic process. Lineage: Eukaryota; Metazoa; Chordata; Actinopteri; Perciformes; Serranidae. Bases 241 to 2115 code for a protein of 624 amino acids. The record is from RefSeq and is a predicted model, not a curated record. Gene Ontology annotation, cellular component: cytosol; mitochondrion.